AUGGAUUUGCCCACAGCUCGAGAGAAGGAGACCGGCGAUGUUCUGCUCCAAGAGACAGCAAACGAAAACUUUCCGAUUCAGAAGUAUCUGCUGGAGAAUGUGGCUGAGUUUCGACGAUUGACUGAGCUCCGGCAACAGGGAUGGGACAACCCAAAAGGCGAUGAUUACUUUCAAAAGCAACGCCACAAUGCCGACAACGCUGACGAGAAGAUGGGGAAUUAUUUCUUUAACAUGAUGAAGGAAAUUGCCCAAGAAAUGCAUCAAGCAACCUGUGCUCUCGACAUUUCAAAGAUGGCCAGCCCUACCAUUCUAGACAUGUGUAUGGCGCCUGGUGGUUUUCUCGCAACGGCGCUGAAUUUAAACCCAGGAUCCCGUGCUUUGGGAUUCAGCCUGCCCAUUUCUAAAGGGGGCCACAAAGCGCUUCUAGCAAGAGAUCCCAAUGUCACACUCAGAUUUAUUGAUAUUACAAUGCUUGCUGCAGAUAUGGGUGUUGCGGAUAUCCCUGCAGAGCAUCCAGAAGCCAAAAGAUUUCUCUCACAACAGCUUGACCCUGGACAGCUCUUCGAUCUUAUUUUGUGCGACGGCCAAGUCCUCCGAACCCACAACCGAGCUGCGUACCGAGAGACGCGAGAAGCACUAAGACUAUCAAUUACCCAGCUUGCCAUUGGACUUGAACAUGUCAAGAUUGGCGGAACAAUGGUCGUUCUUCUCCAUAAAGUCGAGGCAGCACACAACAUCUUUUUGUUGUACAGGUUCAACAAGUUCUCUUCAGUCAAGGUCUUCAAAUCGACAAGGCACCAUGCCAAACGGUCAUCCUUCUACAUGAUUGCUACCAAUAUCCAAAGCCAGCACUGUGAGGCUAUCCUAGCGGUGGAACUGUGGAAGAAGCAGUGGAAGGUCGCAACUUUUGGAACGGAUGUUGAAUACGAGGAAGAACUUCGUGCGACGUGCUUAAAUGCAGAGGAAGUACUAGGAGAGUUUAGAACAGAGCUGGUGAGAUUGGGAAGAAAGGUAUGGGAAAUUCAAGCUACGGCUUUAGCAAAGGCACCGUUUAUCAAGAAAUGA
This is a messenger RNA of Sclerotinia borealis F-4128, 1065 nucleotides long. The record is from the annotation of a GenBank genome assembly. NCBI's taxonomy places the organism in Eukaryota, Fungi, Ascomycota, Leotiomycetes, Helotiales, Sclerotiniaceae.